GAAAAAGCGGAAACGAGCGCGAGUGACAGAAAAUGCCCAGAUCAUCAAAUGGCUCGAGGAACCGAAAGCUGGAAAGCAGCUUCGCAUAAGCGCUUGCCUCAAAACAAGAAUAAACCCCAGAAGACAUCGCAACGCAAGCAGACUGAGAAUGAGAGUGAGACCGAGCAAGCAGUUUCAACUGUUCCUUUGGCGCUGCAGCAGAAAUGUUUGAAUAUUUUUCGGGAUGCUUUGAAGUCUUCGGGAGAGAAUGAUGAUGAUACGGUUUUGUUGCAAGAAGUCAAAGGCCAUUUGUAUCGACGGGAUUUUGCAAAGGCUUUUGGGAAGGAUGAGUAUUUGAACGUUUAUGCUAAGAGGUGGAGUCCUAGUCGAGCUUUGGGGUAUUUGCAGAUUUUCAGUGAUUUGCAAGAGAACAUUUGUCAGGGACGAGAAGAGGACGAGGGAGGAGUGCUCAAGGUGGUUUGUUUGGGAGGUGGUGCUGGUGCUGAAUUGGUUGCGCUUGCUGCUUGGUUGUCUGAACGAAGAGGAGACGAACCGGAUGCCAGGAUUUCAGCAUUGUUUCUGGAUAUCGCUGCAUGGGGUCCUACGGUUUCGAAUUUGCGAGGAGCUGUUGUAAGUCCGCCGGUCCUGUCACAAUACGCUUCCGCAGCUGCCAAGGCAGCGAAUGUCGCGUUACUUCCGGAGGAUGCGUUCGCGGCCACUUUCCAAGAAGCUGACGCACUGGACCUGGACGAUUCGCAAAGCAAGGCAAUCUACGAGAACACAGAUCUCAUAACACUCCUUUUCACACUCAACGAACUCUACUCGACUUCCGUCCCCAAGACACAGAAAAUGCUCGCGAAAAUCACAGAAGCGACACAACCUGGAGCACAUCUUUUAGUUGUGGACAGUCCUGGAAGCUACUCGACUGUUUCGAUCAAUGAAGCUGAGAAGAAGUAUCCUAUGCAAUGGCUGCUUGAUCAUACGCUUCUUGGCACACAACAGAAGCGUGGUGAAGAAGAGACACCAGCGAAGUGGGAGAAGGUCGUUUCGGAUGAAUCUAGAUGGUUCAGGUUGCCUCAAGGACUGGAGUAUCGUAUGGAGCUGGAGAAUAUGCGGUACCAGAUUCAUUUGUAUCGGCGAGCGAAUGAUGAGGUCAAGAGUGAAGAGGAUUGAUGUUAUGCUGGAUUCUGCAAAAACUGCUCAACAACAACCAUUGCUGAACAACCCUCGUGUUGCAGUAUCAUGGCCGCAAUGCUUCAAGGCUAAUCAUUAAACGGGCAUUCAUUUAUACGAUGAAGCAGUCGGAUUCAAACGCUCUAUCGCCAGAGCACAAUGUGUGAGGGAAAGCAGAAGCGUCUCAAAAAGAAGAGCUCGAUUCGAGCUGCCGGGAUCCUGGUGACUGGCGAGCAACGCACCUCGACAAGACUCCAAUAAUCAAGAUCCAGCAUAGCAUCAUCUGCAAUCGUCAGAUCACGCUCCUGUGCUCCGUCCGUAUGUGGUUCUUGCACUCGUUUGGUUCGAUGUGGGGCUAAGCCGAGUAUGGUGCAUACCCAAUGGUAUAGCUCUCAGCCACAUGCGCAAGAUCUCUGCAGCUUUGUCCGCACGAAGGCCAUCAUAUAAGGCCGCUUCAUAAUCCGACUGGUAGAGGACCAUGCACAGCCUGCUCCCGAACAACGUUGCUCAGCUACGCGCAUGGAGUAUUUGAG
Messenger RNA from Cercospora beticola, 1685 nucleotides. It is a transcript of the gene BMT6, whose product is annotated as 25S rRNA (uracil2843-N3)-methyltransferase. The record is from RefSeq and is a predicted model, not a curated record. Lineage: Eukaryota; Fungi; Ascomycota; Dothideomycetes; Mycosphaerellales; Mycosphaerellaceae.